AUGCACUACACCAUUUUUACUUCUUCUUCUACUUCUACUACUACUACUACUACUACUACUACUACUACUACUACUACUACUACUACUACUACUACUACUACUACUACUACUACUACUACUACUACGAUGACGACGACUACUACUACUACUAUUACAGCUAAUAUUACUAAUAAUAUGACUACUACCACUACGACGAAUACUAAUACUACUAAUGUUAUUUUAUUUAGAUCUUCAAAUAAUUAG
Schistosoma bovis is the source of this 243-nucleotide messenger RNA. NCBI's taxonomy places the organism in Eukaryota, Metazoa, Platyhelminthes, Trematoda, Strigeidida, Schistosomatidae. The record is from the annotation of a GenBank genome assembly.